AUGAGCGUAUUGAAACUACAAAAAAAGUAUCCUGUGUUGACCCAGGAAGAUCUCUUCCAAGUCAUUGAUGACUUCCGAAAGAUCGACCUAGAUGAUAAAGGUUGGGCUGAUAAGCAAGAGGUGAUUGAAAGUGUCUCUAACGCUGGACAUGGCUCGUAUGACGAAAUCCGUGAGACCUUGAAGACCGUCUCCGUGGACGCUUCUGGUCAUGUGGAACUUGAAGAUUUUGUUGAGUUGGUCUCCAAGUUGAAAGAGUCCAAAGUUAACCCUAAGCAACCUACAAGAACUGAUACCUCUGACAUAUUCCAUAGGGGAGCUAAAGCCAGCACUAAACAUGUGUUCAAGGGUGCGUCUUCUGGAAGUACUCAUACAAUCAAUGACGAAGAGAGAGUCGAAUUUACCAGACACAUCAACUCCGUCUUGGCCGGAGACCCUGAUAUCGGUGAUAGAUUACCGUUCCCUACCGACAGUAAUCAAAUUUUUGAUGAAUGUAGUGAUGGUCUUGUUUUGUCCAAACUUAUCAACGAUUCGGUCCCUGAUACUAUCGACACUCGUGUUCUGAACUUCCCAAAGGGCAAUAAGAAGCUCAACAAUUUCACAAUGUCUGAAAAUGCUAACAUUGUCAUCAAUUCUGCCAAGGCUAUCGGGUGUGUUGUCGUUAAUGUGCACUCUGAAGAUAUCAUUGAUGGUAGAGAACAUUUGAUUUUGGGAAUUAUUUGGCAAAUCAUCAGAAGGGGGCUGUUGAGCAAGAUUGACAUUAAACUGCACCCAGAGUUAUAUCGUCUUCUAGAAGAUGAUGAAACGUUAGAGCAAUUUUUGAGGUUGCCCCCAGAACAAAUUUUACUAAGAUGGGUGAACUACCAUUUAAAGGCAGCUGGAACUUCAAGAAGAAUCUCCAAUUUUUCCAAAGACGUAAGCGAUGGUGAAGCUUACACGUAUUUGCUGAACCAACUUCAACCACAGCAUUGUGAUUUAUCUCCCCUAAAAACUUCCGAUUUAUUGACAAGAGCUUCGCAAAUAUUGGACUCUGCUGACCGGAUUGGAGUAAGAAAGUAUCUGACUCCGACAUCUCUAGUCGCAGGUAAUCCUAAACUGAACUUGGCGUUUGUUGCUCAUUUGUUCAAUACCUAUCCAGGUUUGGACCCUAUUGAGGAGGAAGAAAAGGCUGAGAUUGAAGAAUUUGACGCUGAAGGCGAAAGGGAAGCAAGAGUAUUUACUCUGUGGUUAAAUUCUUUGGAUGUCGAUCCUCCAAUCGUUAACUUGUUCGAGGAUCUAAAGGAUGGUACUAUUCUUUUGCAGGCUUUUGACAAGGUAAUGCCUGGCUCCGUAUCGCUUAACCAUGUAAACAAGAGAAAGAACGGGGUUGAACUUUCUCGUUUCAAGGCACUGGAAAACACAAAUUACGCAGUCGAGAUUGGUAAGGCCAACAACUUCUCUCUGGUUGGUAUCGAAGGUGCUGACAUAGUCGAUGGUACCAAAACUUUGACCUUGGGCUUAGUCUGGCAAUUAAUGAGAAGAAACAUCAACAAUACUUUGAGUUCUCUUUCAGUGAAUGGUAAGGAGAUUUCUGAUAGGGAAAUUCUUCAAUGGGCUAAUGCUCAAGUUGCCAAAGGUGGAAAAUCCUCCCAAAUCAGAUCCUUCAAGGAACCAUCACUUUCUUCUGGUAUUUUUCUAUUGGACGUCCUUCAUGGUCUUAAACCUGGCUAUGUUGAUUACGAUCUGGUUACAGCGGGCAGCACAGAGGAAGACAGAUACGCCAACGCCAAGUUGGCCAUCUCCAUCGCAAGAAAGUUGGGAGCCCUAAUCUGGUUAGUUCCUGAAGACAUCAACGAAGUUCGACCUCGUCUGAUCUUGACCUUUAUUGGUUCUCUGAUGGCCUUGGAACUGUAG
This is a messenger RNA of Komagataella phaffii GS115, 1890 nucleotides long. RefSeq names its product Fimbrin, actin-bundling protein. Gene Ontology annotation, molecular function: actin filament binding; calcium ion binding. Gene Ontology annotation, biological process: actin filament network formation; actin filament bundle assembly. Gene Ontology annotation, cellular component: cytoplasm; actin filament; actin filament bundle. The record is from RefSeq and is a predicted model, not a curated record. Bases 1 to 1890 code for a protein of 629 amino acids. Lineage: Eukaryota; Fungi; Ascomycota; Pichiomycetes; Pichiales; Pichiaceae. The transcript is spliced from 2 exons.